UCCCUCAAAGCUCAAACUCCAAAAGCUUCAUUCAUUCUUUGCGUACUUUAAAAUGAUCAAGUCUAUUACCUUCAUCGCUCUUCUAUUCUCCACAGCAAGCGCUGUCCCAACCCCAACCGAGCUUUUACCUCGGGCCUGCACCACCCUAGCCCCCUCCAUCAUCAACAUCCUUGACGCCGCAAACCCCAACACCCCCUACUCGGGCCAGCAAUUUACCCUCCAGCGCAGCGGCUCUCCACUUGUCGACAACAAGAUCUCCGUGUUGACCUUCAGCAACAUCCCCUCCGGCGCCACCGGCUGCCGACUAGAGAUCGAGCUUCCUCCACUAAGCGACGGCCAAAUAGCCCCAAGCGACACCCAAGCAGACAUCUGGUCUGCCGACCCUAGCAAUGGCAGUCCAGCUCCCACAUACAAUAAUCCGCCACACAAGAGAGAAAUGGUCGCGACGUACAUCUUCCCCAAGGGACCUACCACAAACUCGGCCCACACUGUCUUGGCCUCUAACACCUGCUCUACCGCCAUGAGCUGGCUGGUGCAGUUGAGUGAAUGGCAGACCUCGGCUGGCAGUGUCAAUUUCCAGAACUCGGUCGGUAAUGGUGCGGAUAUCGGCUUCACAUUGGUUUACAAUUGUUAAACCAUGGUGGUCGAGGAAUGUAUUGUGUGAACACUGAGGGGUCCUGAUGAUCCUUGAGUGCUGCUCACUGAGCCCCUGUUUUUUUACAUGUACGCGGCCGUUGUACACGUUUUCUGUCGUCUACUUGUUUGCUUUGUAGUCACUCAUUUAGCUAUGAGGUCUUUGACAAUCUAGUUCUUGAUUUCUC
This is a messenger RNA of Aspergillus caelatus, 821 nucleotides long. RefSeq lists its product as uncharacterized. The record is from RefSeq and is a predicted model, not a curated record. The coding region runs from base 53 to 634 and encodes 193 amino acids. The transcript has a single exon. NCBI's taxonomy places the organism in Eukaryota, Fungi, Ascomycota, Eurotiomycetes, Eurotiales, Aspergillaceae.